CCAGCCAUUUGGUGCCAGCAUCAUGACGUCAGGUUCGUACCGAUGGGAGUCUAUGAAAUCCAUGCCAACCAAGCGGGUGUUUGCCUCACCUGCUGUCUACAAUGGACAGGUGUAUGUGUUAGGUGGGUGUGAUGACAAGGGAAUCCCGUUGAGCAACUUUGAGAUGUAUGAUCCUUCCACACGCAAGUGGACCAAGCUGGACGAUAUGCCUACGAAACGAGCUGCCCCUGGUGUGGCCGUUGUUGACAAUAAGAUUGUGGCUUUCGGCGGCGUAGCGGAGGACCAGAUGCCACUUGACGUGGUUGAAAUGUACGACAAUGACACAAAGAAAUGGACAAGUCUGAGCAGUUUGAAAGAAAAACUACUCGGUGUAUCUGUUGUUGUUAAAGAUAAGAAGAUCUUGGUGAUUGGUGGGAUGGCUGUUGAUACAAAUUCCCGAGAUAAUUUUUGUUCGUUUGAUGUUAGUAAAAACCAGUGGAAAGAAUUACCUACUAUGCCAACAGCAAGAUAUGCAUCAUCAUCAUUUCUCAUUGGUGACAAGCUGUAUGUGAUUGGUGGUCGGCAAGGCAAGAUACCUACUGCAGCUUUUGAAGUAUACAACAUAAGUACAGAGAAAUGGGAAUGCUUGCCUGAUAUACCCAGUAAGAGAGUGUUUUCAAUGUACGAGGCCACUGAUAAACACAUCUUCAGUAUUGGAGGACUUCAACAGCCAGCAAACAAAGGAUUUUCAGAUGCUUGUGAAGUGUUUGAUCUUGAUAAGAAAGUGUGGAAAGUGGGCCAGUCCAUGCCAACAAAAAGGGGAGAUUUUGCCAUUGGAAUUGUUGGAGGAAAAGUUAUAUGUGCAGGAGGAUUAGGAAAUCAGGGUAAACCUCUGAACACGGUGGAGUGCUACGACCAGGAGAAUGACACGUGGACUCAGAUCUGUGACCUACCCACGCUGCACUGCUCGUGUGCAUACAAAACAAUAGACGGAUGUCUUCACGUGAUCGGAGGACUGUCCAAGCAGGGACCCAGCGGAAACAUGGAGGCCAUUAGCUUCAGAUGAAUUACCUAGUCCUCUAAUUAAAUCAAAAUACUUCUUCAGGUACCACACUGGUGAUGAUCUCACGGUCUGCUGCAUUUGCAAUUUCAACAACAAACUUGGUACAGAAUUUAAUAGUGAAGCAGUUUAGCUUCGUGUUAAAGAUACUGAGUUUAGUUAUUCGCCAAUGUAAAACGUGUUUGGCUGUUAACAGAUUUUUUUAAAAACAUUUAAUUUACACAUUGCUUACAGUGUUGUGUUUAACUUAUUAAUUUUGGCAAAUUCGAUGUGUUUAUGAUCAUUCUGGUGUUUGCAGUAGAUGAAAAAUGCAUUUUAUGCAAAACAGGAAGACCGGUCUGAAAAGUAAUUGAUGUGUGAACAGUUGGGUGAGGUAUGAUUUCAGUUACAGCCAUGUUUUACAGUAUCUGUUAUUUCCUCAGAAACAUUUCAACACAUGGCAUCAGAAAAAUGUUUCAACCCAGGAUAUAUUAAUUAUUAUGUAGCCUACUGAUUUGUUACAGUCUAGUGUUUUUGCUGUGUCCCUGUUUCAGCAUCAAGGUUUUCAAAAGACUUAAGGCUGGUUGGUACUGGGUUCUCAUCCCAUCAUCGGCUCCCACCCAGAAUGAGCUUUAUUUGCUCAAUAGGGAGGUGUACUGUUAUGACACCAACUUCUCUCUCACUAACAAUUAACCGUAAACCCACUGUCCUGAAUAGACAGCCCAGAUAGUUGAGGUGAGUGCCCAGGACACUGUUCUUUGACUUUACUUGAAUAUAAGCUCAAAAUUCAAGUUAAAAUCAAUUACCAUAUGUUGCAUCAGUUAAGAAGUUGUUUGUAACUCAAUAACUUAAAACUUGGAAUUACAUGUAAUGGGGCGGGGAUGGGGGAAGGAUCUAGCUCAGUUGGUAGAGCACUCGCCUUAGGCACGUGGGUCGUAGGCUUGAACCUCCUUGACAGACCCAUUGGGGGCCUUUCUUGUGUCAACCAGAAUCAAAUGACAGGUUUAUCAAAGACAGUGGUAUGUGCUGUCCUGUCUGUGGGAAGUGCAUAUAGAAGAUCCCUUGCCAGUUAUCUCCAGGAAAAGCGAGUUAUCACUCCUGCUCCCCUCCACACUCGCAUAGAAAGUUUAGGCGAGCUGCAAAUUGAUCACCUUGGAACUUGAUAUGAUUGUUCACCUAUAGUCCGUCCCAUCAUUUUAUUAAAAUGUUUUUUGUAAAUAAAUUCAUUUUAGUUUGACAUAAGAAGAAAAGUUAAAGUGUUUUGGAAAUAACAAAGAAAUACAAUGUGUGUGUGCAAUUUACAAAUCAGUCUGCUCAGAAAUAAAUAUCUUGUAGUAAAUUACAUAGUAUGAAAAAAAUUUGAUCCCUGUGGGACGGACUAUAGCAUCAUUUCAGGGUAGUGAUCUUCAGUUCGUCUUGAUAUUGCUCAUGGUGAAGACUGCAUGCUGCUAAUGGAAAAAUCAUAAUGUAAAAUCUCUAAACAACCAAAUAUUUUAUAUCCAGAAGUAAAUGAUUCAUUACUCAUUGUACUCAUUGCAUUCAUUAAACAAAACAGACUUUUACAUGUGUCGAACUGAUGGGUUACAACCUGUUUUACUGUUUGUUUAAAAUUUUCAUAACAUAUGGUUUCCACAUCCAGUAAUGUUACAGUCAGUAAUGUUACAGCUUAAAAUCCUAUGUAAUCUGCUGGUGAAUUUACAAUGUAUGUUGCUUAUUUAAAGAAUUGUGAUGAUUUGUUUGUUCAUGUGUAGCUUGUAAGUAUUUUUUUUACACCAAAAAAUUAUACACAUCUGUGUUUUAUUUGAAGCAAGACGUUAUCAAUUAGAACAAAGACAUUUUUGUGAUCUAACAACUUUCAGAAGAUAUUUUUAUCUAAACCUACUCAUAACUGACCAAUUGUUUUGAUGACACCUAGCUUAGACAGCUUUACAGGCACUAAACUAGUUGGCGAAGUAAAAAGUCGAGAUUUAAGUAUUGUUUUCUGAUGGCGAUGACAUUAUAUUUUUGCAUUUAGACCUGUUUCUCACAAACUGUAUUGUAUAAGUCCUAGAUCAAUUAAAUUUGGAUAUUGUUGCACCUAUAGAUGUUCCUGUCAAGCAUUUGAUUAUUGGCCCAAUUCAUUGUAGAAAUGCUAGAAAAUACUAGUUAUUACACGAGGACUUUUAUGUUAAUGUAACAGAGACACUUUUAUCAGUUAUUUAGUACUAUUUUAAAAGAAAACAUUCAACUGUUUUUCUUAAAUUUAUUAAUCAAAGAAAUGACAACAAAAUAUUACGGUUUUGGACUAAGUGACAUACUUAUAAUUAAGAACCUUUUCGAUUGAAUGUGGAACAUGACCAAACAUUACAAAGUAUACAGAUAUAAAUGUUAAGUUUGUCUAUUUUUCUGCAGUUUUACCUCUUUCUUCUGGGAAAGAGAAAGUCACUUCUGAUGUUUCAAUCCUAGAUUAGUGCCUGGUUGAUUGUGUGUGAUAAUAUAUUGCAGUGUGAUGAGGUAUUAAAUUUCAACUUUACAUUAUUAGGUAACAUGUUUUUGUAUUAUAAAUUUACUUAAAUAAUUACUAUUUGUAAUGUUAUGAAUAUUAAAAUCUGUUUAUGCUAACUUAAUAUAAAUAUUAAAAUCUGUUAUACUAUUUUAAACAUUAAAAUCUAUUUGUUCUAAUAUAAAUAUUCAAAUCUGUUUUGACUAUACUAUAAAUUAUAAUUAUAACAAAUUUGUUUGUACUGUUAUGAAUGUUAAACUUUCUUUGUACUAUUGUUAUAUUAUACUUUUACACGAACAGUGUUAUAUACAUGUACACAUUAUAUACAAGGCUGUUCAGUCGAGCAAUACUGAAAUUUCAUUUGUGUGUAUUUAGUUAGUGUUUGAUGAAGCGUUUUUGGAGGGGUUGUGUCAAGAUCAUUUAAAAAUUCCAGUCAAAGUUUUUUUGUGUAAAAAUUCUUUUGAAGUACAGAAAGAAAAGAAAAAAGUGAGUAUAUAUAUAUAUAUAUAUAUAUAUAUAUAUAUAUAUAUAAUAUGUUAUAGCUAAUUCCAUUUUGAUAGGAGCACAUAAUUGGCCUUUCUUUUUGGAUGAUACAGCAACUGUUACAAUUAUUAUAGUUUAUUAAGCUAGGUUUUGACAAUAAUACAUGUAAAAGCAAUGUCAUAUUUGCAUAUUUAAUGUUCAUACACAUAAUCUCUGGGACUAGUUGUAUUGAACUCAAAUGUUGUUUCGGUCCCCAUAACAAAUGUUUUUAGAGAUCCACAUACCAGUAACUACCACUCCUUUCGAACGCUCGGACAGGGACUCCAGUAGCUCAAACAAAUGCUGCUGUACAUUGCCGGUUUUCCUAGGGGGCCAGAUAGUUUCUCCUUCAGGUGUUCAUCUGAAGGCCAGAUGACUUUCCUCUGGUUCUGGUAGUGGGGGACAAUGUAACGUCAACUAAAUUUAAAGUAUUUACUUACUUACUGUUUACCACAACUGGUCCAAAUAUACUUUUUGUUUCACUUCAAUGAAUUUGAAAGGUGAGAUGACAGAUGUUAUUUUUUCAAGAACAGCAAUCACAUCAACAGUUGUAUUUAACUGUAUGUUACUAUGUUACGUUUUGGAUUUUAACUUCUAAUAAAUUAUUAGUUCUAUUUACUUUUAUUUAAAACAUUUUUUAAAUGCUAAUCUGGUUUACGGUAGAUGUUUAAUUCUGUGAAAUUCUUGUUUAAAAAGGACAUCACCAGUCCAACUCGUGCUUUGCUUAUCUGUGAUACUGUACAUGUUAAAUGUUACCUAUUGCAAUUUCUUCAUAUAUUCUUCUACUGUAAAUUAUAAUUAUUAACUAUUUUUUAAAGUUGUUUGCUGUUUGCUGUAACCUGACUUUUGAAACUUGCUAUGACUUUUCUUUUUAUUUACAUAAUUUAAAAAAUGUAUUUUCUAAACCACUGGUAAAAUACUGGGUCAGGUUACAGCAAACUCAUAUUUUUUUCAAGAUGGCCGACAUAUGAUUCGUAAUUUGUAUUUUCUAUUUAAUGUAAUGUUUUCUUAAGGACACUGUUAUUAUGUAGUUUUAAAUAUUUGUUUUAAUUAUUAUAGCCAUUUGUACCAUUAAAUAAUUAAUUACUUGAGAUGUUUUGCUUAAAGUAUUAAUUUUGAUGUUUUUCUGGCCCCUCUGAGUAACACUAAUGCUUCUUAGACUGGUGUUUAUGCUACAUGUUAGACGGCAUGUCCACUAUGGGAACCAUUCAAAAUAGUUUGUAAAUGUUUAGCCAGAAACGGCUGGCUGAACGUAGGCUUGAUGUCUGUAGUAGAUCCAAAUGCCUUUUUAUGCAGUACAGAAACGGCUUGUACUUCAAGAACUGUCGAGAGUCAGUUGCCUAACUGACACAAAGAUUUUGUCUUGUGAGAUUGUAUUUUUCACUGUGAUGUAUUUCAAUCAUCUGCCAUUACCAUUAAUUGCACUGUCAAUCAAUUUCAAUUACUUAAACUCUCAACCAUCUGCCCUUAAUUACACUAUCAACAAUCUGUCAUUAAAUACUUGGUUAAACUAUUUGCCAUUAAUUACAGUCGGUCAUCUGUCAUUAAACUAUCAACAAUCUACCAUUAAAUACAUGUAUACUGUCAAAGCAUCUGCCAUUAAUUGCACUAUAAACCAUCUGCCAUUACUUACAUGUCAACCAUCUACCAUUAAUUACCCAGUCAACCAUCUGCCAUUAUUUACACUGUCAACCAUUUGCCAUUAAUUACACUAUUAAACCAUCUGCCAUUAAUUGCACUAUAAACCAUCUGCCAUUACUUACAUGUCAACCGUCUACCAUUAAUUACCCAGUCAACCAUCUGCCAUUACUUACAUGUCAACCAUCUACCAUUAAUUACUCAGUCAACCAUCUGCCAUUAAGUACACUAUCAACCAUUUGCCAAUAAUUUCAUUAAAACUAUUUGUCAUUACUUACACUAUAGGUUGUGCUGUAUGUUUAUUGAUAAAUUUGUUAAACAUUCAUACACCUGUAAAAAAAAAAAAAAAAAAAAAAACUUUUCAAGUGGCUGUUUAAUACCAUGUAUCUUCUUUUUAAAGCAUUGUUUCAAACACAUCCAUGCAGCAGAAGCAAGCUGAAUAUGUUUUCAAAUGAGUUGUAAGACAAUUGGUAUCCAAUGGACACAAGUGUAGUGCUCUGUGUUUGCAUAUCUUCAGAAAUCAGGGGUUGGGGAGGAGUCUUUUUUUUUUUAUUAAUAAGGAAAGUAAAUACUUUUUUCAACUAAACAAGGUUAUUUACAAAAUGUGUGCAUUUACGUUACAAAUUCAGUUAAAUUGUGCAUAGUCAACCAUUUCACUGUGCAUUUCAUUACAAAUUCAGUUAAUUUGUGCAGUCGACCACUGUGCAUUUCAGACAUGUACCCAAAGAGUGCAUCUGUAAACAAAAGGUGAAAAUAAUACAGUCAACAAUUACAAAAUACAUGCACAUACUCGCAACCACAUGUGAAUGCAUACAUACCGGUAUACAGGUCCACGCCAACACACAUUCAUAACACUGGUGCACAUGCAUCUCACAGACACCGUUGCACAUGGACAUACACACAAAACGUUUUAAAGUGUGCAAAAAAAACUUAUUUUAAAUGUAUCAUCUACAAUUAUAACUUCAUGGGGGACAUCCUCUCACCCCACCCCUUCCCUAAGUCUUGAGUAGCUUGUCAUUUGUGAUCAUCAAAUUCAAGUAUUAAUUUUGAUUACCAACCUACCUCCCCAAAGUUUUCAAGGUCAGUUUCACUCCCAACAGCCAUGGCUAAUGAUUCCACUACAAUAAUGAUUUAUCAAGAAUACAAGGUCAGUAUUAAUCUUCAAAAUAUGAUUUAAAAAAAACAAAGGAAUUGGAGAGGUUUUUAAAAAAACAAUUGUCUGUGGCACAUAAGCACAGCACUUUACAAUGGCUGCAUUACCAUUUUUUUUUUCAUGCCCCCUCGCCCCCCCCCCCCCCCCCCCCGUUUAUAUCAGUGCUUUAUUGUGGCUGCAUUAUGCAAUUUUUUUUAUUCUACCCCCUUUUUUAUCCCCCUUUAAAUCGGCACUUUACCAUCGCUGUAUUGCCAUUUCUUUUUUCAUGCCCCCUUUCCCCCUUUACAUUGGUACUUUAUCAUGGCUGCAUUAUGCAUUAACAUUUCUUUUUUUAUGCUACCCCCUUUUUUAUCCCCCUUUAAAUCGGCACUUUACCAUCGCUGUAUUGCCAUUUCUUUUUUCAAGGCCCCUCUCCCCCUACCCCCCCCCCCCCUUUUCCCAUUUAAAUUGGUUUUAUUUUUUUUAUUUAUUAAACCAGGAUGAUGUGAGUUUGGAUUACUGUUGUUAAACAUGACAAUGCAAAGUUUCUGCUCAGUGUGCCAUAUAAUGCACUGUAUCAUAUAUUGAUUUUUUAUGUGUUCAUACUAACAUGCUGAUUUUGCAUUUAAUUAAAUUGCGUUUAUUAAACUUCCUAUAUUUAUCUUUAAAAAAAAGCUACUUGUGUCAUUUGUCACAUGAUAUUGACUUUUGAUUUUUAUUUCUUGCCUUGUAUUACAUUUUGCUUGCAUCAAGUAUAAACUUGAAUCUGUUAAUAGAUUUUGUCCAUAUUUUGUACAAUCACAUGUUUUUUUCUGCAAAGUAAUGACUGGUUUUCAACCUGCUGUUUUCUACACCCCAUACUAUUUUUUACUUUUUAAUUUGCCUGCACACUUUGGUCAUUGGUUAAAAGCUGUUUGGCUAUAAAGUCAAAUUCCUAACUGUAAUUUAUUUGUUUUAAAUGUAUGCAUUUAAAGCUGCAGUUUUGAAUAUUUAUUUGUAUUAUUUAACCCUUUGGAAUACCUCAUUCAUGUUCAUUUUCAUACUGUUGUACACCAUCCUUCAAUAUGCUUUGCCUUUAUUCACUAUUCUAGUUCACAUAUAAAAAUGUAUUAUUCUUUUCUUCAAGAUUCUGAAGUAGAAUGCUAUUUCACCAGUUAAUCAUUAAAUUUCUGUUACAAUCAUUACAACAUAAUGUCAUCCCAUUGGUCCAGACGGGAGUUUGUUCAUUUUUCGAUGAACAUAAAAAUUACGUCGACAGGUAACGUCAUAUCUGAUGAUGUC
Messenger RNA from Gigantopelta aegis, 8073 nucleotides. Its product is annotated as kelch domain-containing protein 8A-like. The record is from RefSeq and is a predicted model, not a curated record. Gene Ontology annotation, molecular function: protein binding. Bases 23 to 1045 code for a protein of 340 amino acids. The transcript is spliced from 5 exons. Lineage: Eukaryota; Metazoa; Mollusca; Gastropoda; Neomphalida; Peltospiridae.